This is a messenger RNA of Geodia barretti, 494 nucleotides long. The record is from the annotation of a GenBank genome assembly. Lineage: Eukaryota; Metazoa; Porifera; Demospongiae; Tetractinellida; Geodiidae.
CACUGCACUUUGACACAGAUUUGUAUAUGUAACAUAGAGCACGCAUGCCUGUACGUUAUAAGGAUGUGAUGUCACCAUUAUUGUGUGUAUAAAUACCCAUGUCUUUGUAGUAAAGUAUAGGGAGCAUGUGUUCUUCCUUGAUGUUUGUUUUUCUUGAUGAAAAUUUGAAAUAGCCAUCAUUUUGUCUUUGACAAUAAAAGUGUGUGUGUAAACCAAGAAAUAGUUGAGUUGUGUGCACUGUAAUCACAAGCGUAGUCAGUCAGACAGCAGUGACAAACAUGAUCUUUGAGAGAGUCUUCCUUGUAGCAUUUCUCUCAAUUCAUCUGAGCUCACAGCAAGAAUGUCAGAGUGGAGUGUAUUCAGGAAUUCGAGAAGCUAGAGAUACAGUAGCUCCAGUGGCAUACAAUGGUAUUGAGCCAGACACAACAGGCUGUGUGGUGAGAGCUGAAGGAACGUUCUUUGAGUGUGAGGCAGGAGAGGAGUGUUGAGUGAUG